AUGUCGCUUAGGCGUUUUUUUAAUGUUGGCGCCACUGGAAAAAGGUGUGUUUUCUGCGUCGAACGAACACUUGAUACUUGCCUCCUGCAGCGGUGUUUUGAAUCAAAAAAACAUGGAGUUGAUAACGACCUGAGCACCCAGAAGCUAAAUGAGAGCCAUGCUGAGCGGCCCACCCCAGAUGAUAUAACAGCAAGCCCAUCAACGGUUUUGCGAGGUCUACAGCGCGAAAAAAAGCUUGUGACGAACAAAGUAUCUCGUGACGAAGUUUCAUUUUCACCUACUUGCCAUGCUGGCAAGACAGGUCGAAUGGAUGAUGCCUAUACAUCCAGUGGUGACUCCAACGGCACAAAUCAUUUGGAUGGUGGUGCUCGAGUAUCCACAGCGGGUAACCGAUUUCUUCAGAAGCUAUCGGAGCUAGAAAAUUCUGCAGUACUCACUCCUCCAAGAAGCAGUGGGUUCUUAAAACUGCAAAAACGUGGAAGUGAGGAAAAGGUUUUGAGCGAGCGAAGGCGCAUGCUUGUCUUCAGAGAUGUUGGAAUGGACUUGGACAAGCCAAUCCUUUCGCGCGAUGUGUUUCUCGUUUUCAAAUACUUUCGUUACGGUAUUGAAUUUGCUGUGGAUAACGAACUGGAGCGCAUGUUACGAUACUUUAACGAGCAUGCGCUGAACGAACUUAAAAUCAUACAAAGCAGCAAGCUUAUGCGUGGUCCUUCUGUGCUCAGCCGGAAAAAAAGUGUCUCGGCUCAUGGUGGUGGGCCGUUUCAGUUGUCGCCGGCUUUUCCAUUCAUGCAGGCGGCCAAUAUGUGUCAGUUCUGUAGCUACACAAGAGAAACUGAGCAAAUGGUAGCUGAUCUUAUGAGGCCAACUUCACCCCGUGCUUUUUUUUGCCGGGCAAAAGAAGAUGCCACCGCGAACUUUGCGCCAAAAGCGCGUUACUUUUCUGAACAAGACCUUGCACAGAUGACUUCCUUUUCUUCUUCAACCUUCCGGCGACCUGCCGUUGUAAUUUAUACCCAAUUAGGACAGAAACUCGGGGCACAAGCAGAUUUGGAGUGGCGUCGUUUGGCGUAUAAGACAAUUUGUCCAUAUCUGCUAAAGUGCCUUCCGACGGCCGAUGCCAAGGGCGAGGGUCACGUCCAUUCGACAUGCGAGCAAAACACAGGAGGGCUCCGUUAUCGUUCCAAAGAAGAUUCAGUCACUUUGAGAAGGCACAGCAUGCCAUUUGAUGUUGUUUCACUGCGUAGCAUGGACGUUUACAAAUAUCGUUGGGUACACCGGCUGUAUGUACGCCGUUUUGCCCAAUCACUUGUUCCUCCUCCUUUUUCUUUGGAACACGCGGCAACUGAUGCCCAAGUCAAUGGGCUAAUAACGGCAUCAACCACAUUUGUCGGUUGUAAGUUGCUUCAGCCUUUCUAUUCUGUGUUGGGUCUGCGUAACUAUCUGUCUCCACAUGUAAUGCUUAUUGACCACGAAGGGAGGAUUCGCUGGCUGACAGCAGGUUGCCCCGACGAUUACGAGAGUGAGCACUUUCCGGCGUUACUAAAGCAACUUGAAGAGGAAUAUCAUCACGCAAAGAGUCGCUGA
This is a messenger RNA of Trypanosoma cruzi, 1584 nucleotides long. RefSeq lists its product as uncharacterized. The transcript has a single exon. The coding region runs from base 1 to 1584 and encodes 527 amino acids. Lineage: Eukaryota; Euglenozoa; Kinetoplastea; Trypanosomatida; Trypanosomatidae. The record is from RefSeq and is a predicted model, not a curated record.